GACCCACGGACUCACUCAAAAACCACCAAAUCCAAACCCAAACCCACAAACCGCCAACAGAUUCGCCCGACUCGUUUCCCUCUCCCUAUAAAUAGUCACUGAACAAACAUUUCAUUCACAUUCACAACCUUGAAAAAGAAAAAGUUUUCUUCAACUGUUCUAACUUUCCGGUCGAACAGAAUGGCUGACAUGGCAGAAAAGGAGCGGAGGAUCCUCGUGGCCGUCGAUGAAGGCGAGGAGAGCAUGCACGCUCUCUCGUGGUGCCUCAAGAACGUGAUCUCCGAGAAUUCCAAAGAUACCCUCGUCCUCCUCUACGUCAAACCCCCCCGUGUCGUUUACACGACUCUAGAUGGCACAGGUAGGAGGGAACACUACUCGAAAGGGUAUUUGUUUUCGUCGGAUAUUUUGGCCACUAUGGACAGGUACGCUAAUGACGUGGCUGACUGCGUCAUAGACAAGGCCAAGAGGAUGUGCAAAGACCUUAACGAUGUUAAGGUGGAGACGAGAGUAGAGCAUGGUGAUCCGAGGGAUGCUAUUUGCCAGAUGGCAGAGAAGUUGGGUGCUGAUGCAUUGGUCAUGGGGAGCCAUGGUUACGGCUUGAUCAAGAGGGCUUUGCUUGGGAGUGUGAGCAACCACUGUGCACAGAACGUCAAGUGCCCCGUUUUGAUUGUCAAGAAGCCAAAAUCUGCUGGAAAUAAUUAAUCAUUUCUCCUCUUUUGUUCUCUCUCGAUCUCAUUGUAAAAAGAUUUUCCCUUCUUGUUUUAUUAAUCAAGUAUAUAAUGCUUUUCUGGGGAUUUUUUUUUUUUAAUACUAUUAUUUAGUGGGGAAUUUCCAAAGUGGAAGUGAAAGCUUGGGAAGAAGAAGCAAGUAUGGUAUCUUGUAAGAAGAAGCAAUGACAUUUUAUUAUAUAUAUGGGGAAUAAGCAUAAAAUUUUCUCGGAAAA
Messenger RNA from Alnus glutinosa, 943 nucleotides. RefSeq names its product universal stress protein PHOS32-like. The transcript has 4 exons. The record is from RefSeq and is a predicted model, not a curated record. Bases 181 to 702 code for a protein of 173 amino acids. Lineage: Eukaryota; Viridiplantae; Streptophyta; Magnoliopsida; Fagales; Betulaceae.